AUGGCUCAUCAUGCAGAGUACCCAUUCCAGGAUGAGUACGGUAACUAUUAUCGGACCGCCGACGACACGCUCUGCAUGCAGGGCGAUCAUGUGAGCCAGACCGCCGACGGAGAGGCGGAUCUCUUUCCGACCAAGGUCCAGCAGCGACCAACGAACGGGAUCGCCAUCUCGAACAGCUACCAAACCUGGGGCUGCUUGCAGGGCGAUUAUGUGAGUGAGAUGUACGCACCAGUGCACGGCAUGCAGGCGUACGAUAUGUGGUCUUCGAGCUACGCGAGCAGUUCCACUUGCUCGUCGAUCAGUCCGUAUCCAGCCGUGGUGAUGACUUCAACCAGAAGAAAGAAGCCGGCGAUUGUGGAUUCGGACGUUCCGAGGGUGUCGUUCGCGUCUCUGGGCAUGCACAGAGACGAUAUUGACACCGAGAAGCUCUCCAACUUUCUUCUGAACGAGAUGACCGUCUGCGGCAUCAACCAAUCGACUUUUGCGGCCAAGAUCCUCGGCAGAAGCCAGGGAACCCUCUCGGAGCUGCUGAGACGUCCGAAGAAGUGGGACAUGAUCAAGAAUACCGGAAGAGUACCGUACCAAAAAAUGUUCGACUGGCUCUGCCUGGAUGACAACGAGAGAAUGCGAGCCCUGGAGGGACCGGACGUCAAGGGAAAGAGGUGAGUAAUUGAUGAUCCACUUGGGGACCUCUUGCAAUGGAAAUUGGUUCAGAAAACCGCACAAGGAGCACACGCCACGUGUCGUGUUCACGGAUAUCCAGCGGAAGACUUUGAAAACCAUCUUCGAGUCGUGCCAUGCUCCGGAGCCAGAGUACCUGCAGCAGAUUGGCGAGCAUCUGAGACUGAAGCCGCACACCGUCAACAACUUUUUCACGAAUUCGCGCCGUCGUCUGCGCGAGGGAAAGAUGAAGCCAGAGAACGAAGAGAACCAAGAGCUGAUUAAUGAAGACUGA
Messenger RNA from Caenorhabditis sp. 36 PRJEB53466, 955 nucleotides. Lineage: Eukaryota; Metazoa; Nematoda; Chromadorea; Rhabditida; Rhabditidae. The record is from the annotation of a GenBank genome assembly.